AUGAUUUCCAGACGGAAACAAGAAGACGUCAUUCUGAUCGAGGAGACUCCAUUUCUGUCCAGAACGCGCCCUCCAGCACUUGCAGCUGCCGUCGACCUCACGCCUGGGGAUGAUCUUCCCAGUAUUUCAGAUGUCUUCGCAGGACGAAGUCGACGACCGGCAUUGAGCAAGACAACAAGCGAUAUAGAGGUAACCAGCAGCACUACAAUCGAAACCGAAACAGUAACGGCCUACACGCAGAGAAAGUCAGCUGAUCUCAUCAUCCUAUCGUCGUCUCCGGUCCUGGCACCACAGUUAAUACGGAAAAGAAAGCGGUUGCCUGCUCAUGAGAUUGAUCUCAGCUCUCCGAUAGAGCGGGGAGCUCCUUUACCGCGACUGAGAUUAACGAAGUCCAAGUCGGACGUCACUCCAGUUGUUCACCUCGAAACCUCAGCGGCACUGAUUCGAUUGCCUCCGAAAAUUGAUGAUAGAACUCUGUCUAUGCUUGCCGCAUUGGACAACUAUAGCGCGGAUAUUGCGAAGGAGUCAUCGGAAAAAAACAAGAAGGAGAACGUGGAUAUACUUGGAAGUGGAUCAAAGGUCAUAGAGAAGGAUAUUCAGGAAACCACUAACAAACCCAAGGCAAAACCGCGGAAGGUCCUGAGUGAGGAAGAAAAGAGGACACAAGAGGAAGCCAAAACUGCGGAAAAGGAACGAAAAGAAGAAGAGAAAAGGCAAAAGCUGCUCGACAAACAGCGAGAGAAAGAAGCUAAGGCUGCGGAGAAGGCACAAAAGGAAGCUGAGAAGAGGAAAGAUCAAGAGCUAGUCGCUCUAAACAGACUCAAAACUUCGAAGAAGGACUGUACACCUGAAAUGAUAGUCGACAUUGACGGACACCUGCUUGGUACCGCUCUUGGUCAGCAUUUGCGCUCGUUCCUUGAACCGCUAUCCGUGGAGCACACAGAGUGGGAGAGCCCAACAGCGAACACAAUCAGAUGGCGUCGAAAAGUCAGCUCAAGAUAUGAUGAAAGCGCCGGAUACUUCGUUCCAAUACCACCAGAGAUACAAACAGAAAAUCGCGUCCUGUGCUUCAUGAAAGCCAAAGAACUUGCCGAUCUCGUGGGCGCUGACGGCGCAGGCCUUGAUACCCAUGCGAUUCUUCUUAAGUCGACAUUCCCUUCCGCGCGACCGAUAUACAUGAUUGAAGGUCUAGCAGCUCUCUUCAGGCGAAUGAAGACGGCGAAGAAUAGGCAGUACACCGCCGCUGUGCGAAAUGCGCUGCUUGAAGAGGAAGGUGACCCGGCACCAUCACAGUCGAGACGGAAGCAAAAAGAAGUAGAGGAGGUUGAUGAGGAGCUAGUCGAAGAAGCUCUGAUAUCGCUGCAGAUCACGCAUGAGUGCUUGAUUGUCCAUACGACUGCGCCUGCAGACAGCGCUGAGUGGAUUGCGAUCUUGACUUCGGAUAUCGCCACGAUUCCUUACAAGACUACUCGACAGAAUCUCAGCACAUCCUUCUGCGUUGAUGUUGGCCAGGUUAAGACUGGCAUCGACAUUAAAGAUACGUUUUCGAAAAUGUUACAGGAGGUCCAGCGAGUUACGCCGCAGGUUGCUGCCGGAGUUAUGCAGAAGUAUCCGUCUUUGCCAGAGUUACUGGAGGGAUUCAAGAAAAAGGGUCCUGAGGCUCUUGCCAAUGUGCCAAUCGGUGCAACGAAGACCGGUGCUUUAUCCAGCAGGACCAUCGGUGUAGCAUUGUCGAAGAAGAUACAUAACGUGUUCACAAACCGUGACCCGGCUGUGGAUGCUUUCUAA
Saitoella complicata NRRL Y-17804 is the source of this 1788-nucleotide messenger RNA. RefSeq lists its product as uncharacterized. Gene Ontology annotation, molecular function: nuclease activity; DNA binding. The coding region runs from base 1 to 1788 and encodes 595 amino acids. The transcript has 3 exons. Gene Ontology annotation, cellular component: nucleus; Holliday junction resolvase complex. Gene Ontology annotation, biological process: replication fork processing; resolution of meiotic recombination intermediates; mitotic intra-S DNA damage checkpoint signaling. Lineage: Eukaryota; Fungi; Ascomycota; Saitoellomycetes; Saitoellales; Saitoellaceae. The record is from RefSeq and is a predicted model, not a curated record.